GAGCGGCCGGCAAGAGGACCAAUAGGCGGUGGCAACAGUGCGGGGUGCGGUUGCUAGGGGGCGGGGCCCGGCUGCCUGCCAGGCUUGCCACCCUAGCAGCGGCGUCUGGGCUUCUGCACUUGGUUGCCACUUCCUGAGCCGCGGGGAUGGAGGCGUCGCGCUGCCGGCUCGGACCCCGCGGGGACAGUGCCUUUGAAGAUGAGACCAUGAAGCUUCGACAGCUGAAACUAGAUAAUCAGAGAGCACUGCUGGAGAAGAAGCAGAGAAAAAAACGCCUUGAGCCACUCAUGGUACAGCCAAAUCCAGAAGCAAGGCUACGUCGAUCAAAGCCAAGAGGUGGCGAGGAGCAAACUCCUUUGGUGGAACCUCAUACCCCACAGAACGAUGUCAUCCUACACGGCAUUGAUGGUCCAGCUGCCUUCUUGAAGCCAGAUGCUCAGGAUUUGGAAACCAAACUUCAUGUUCUGUCAGUAGGCUCUUCUGCUACAGAAGAGGACGCCGAAGGAAGUGUUGAUGGGGAAAACACUUUGGAGACUGUGUCCAAGCCAGAUCUCCAGGAAAUUCUCCAAAAACAUGGUAUCUCGGGUAGUUUGAACUUCGAUGAAGAGGAGACCGAUGGGGAGGAAGAAGGGAAAAAAUUAUGUCAUUCACCAUAUUCAGAGGCAGAGAGACCCAAUUCUGCAUCCAGCCAGAAAUCAACCACAGAUCCAGGAGCUUCUGGUACUGUGGCCCACCAAAUGGAUAACCAGCUGGGAGAAGUGGAGAACUUAGAGGACUUUGCAUGUAGUCCUGCCCCUCGGGGUAUUACAGUAAAGUGUCGGAUAACCAGGGAUAAAAAAGGAAUGGAUCGGGGUCUCUUCCCCACUUACUAUAUGCACUUGGAAAAGGAUGAAAAUCGGAAGAUAUUUCUUCUUGCAGGUAGAAAGCGGAAAAAGAGCAAAACAUCCAAUUACCUCAUCUCCACUGAUCCAACAGAUUUAUCUCGUGAAGGGGAAAGUUAUAUUGGCAAACUCAGAUCCAACCUCAUGGGGACCAAGUUUACAGUUUAUGACCAUGGUGUCAGCCCAAGCAAGGCCCAAGGUCUGGUAGAAAAGGCCUAUAUCCGGCAGGAGCUGGCAGCUGUCUGUUACGAAACAAAUGUACUUGGAUUUAAAGGUCCUAGGAAAAUGUCUGUGAUCAUUCCAGGGAUGAAUAUGAAUCAUGAACGGAUCCCAUUUCGGCCACGAAAUGACCACGAGAGCUUGCUUUCCAAAUGGCAAAACAAAACCAUGGAGAACUUGAUUGAACUGCACAACAAGGCCCCCGUCUGGAACGAUGACACACAGUCCUACGUCCUGAACUUCCAUGGCCGGGUCACUCAGGCGUCUGUGAAGAACUUUCAGAUAGUCCACGAACAUGACCCGGACUACAUAGUCAUGCAGUUUGGACGUGUGGCAGAUGAUGUGUUCACCCUGGAUUACAACUACCCGCUGUGUGCACUUCAGGCCUUUGCCAUCGGGCUUUCUAGCUUUGACAGCAAGCUAGCAUGUGAAUGAGAAAACAGCAAGCGCCAAGCUUUCUCCCUCAGAGCUUUCUGGAGCGGAUAAUUGCCUCCUUUGCUUUUGCCCCAGGACACGAAGAGCGACAGCCCGCCCCUUUGGGAGUAAUCCCCAGAUGUACGUCUAUGUGUAUAUGUGCCUGUGUACAUAAGCAUAUGUGUAUACAUACACAUGUACACACACACUCAGCUCCUCUGGGUUCCACAGACCCGGUCAGGGGUCACAGCUUCACACGGGUGAGAGGUGGUUCAGAGCACAGAGGUUCCUGUCCGGAGCACGUCAGUAGCUCCUGAGGUGACUGCACCACAGAUUGUGUGCCUCAACAGUCAGGUUUCCUUGGAAACCUGCAGCUAGAAUCACGUUCUAAUGAUGAAUUACUUGGGCUCUUUUUUUGGAAGACCUGUUCAGAGUGGGAUAGAUAGUUCCCUAAAUUGCCUUUAGUCUUCAGGUCCGCAGGCUUUGUCUGUAAGUAGCCAGAGAGUCCCUCACAGCUGUUCAGCUCUGUUGUACUAGAAACACAGCCACGGCCAGUUCAGAAACCAGUGAGGGUGGCCGUGUUCCUUGGAAACUUUAGUGACAAAAACAGGCAGCAGGCCAGAUUUGGCCUGUGGGCUGGCUUGCGGGCCCCUGCUCCAGAGAUAUUUCUGUAAGCGAUGGGCCUCAGCAUCUUCCAGGAUGGGCCUGUGGUCAGGACAUAUGAGUGGGAAAUGGAUAUCUCUAGGAAGCAACAGUCCCACAGACUGGAUCCAAAAAGGUACUCGGCGACAUCCACAAAGCUUUUGCCUUGUUUUUAAUUUUUAUUUAUUUUUUUUAAGUAAGCUUUACAUCCAACAUGGAGCUUAAACUCUUGACCUUGAGCUCAAAAGUCACAUGCUCUGCUGACAGAACCAGCCAGGUACCCCUUAACAAAUUUUUAUUUUAUUUUUCAGUAAGCUUUAUGUCCAGCGUGGGGCUUUUUAAAAUUUUUAUUUUAUUUAUUUAUUUUUUUUUAAGUAAGCUUUGCUUUUACCUUGUUUUGGUGAUGAUGGUUUCUAGAGCAUUACUGACCUUCAGAACUGGGAAAACCCCAAAUCAGUGAUCAUUUUGAGUUCACACAGGUAGCUUAACCCCGCUGUCCUACCCAAAGUACCCGUGGGGGAAGACAAUGUCAGCCACCAGCCACUUUACCACCCGAUGAGAAAAACUUAACGCUCACUUGUAAACAAAUCCAGUAUUGUAUGGGCUUUAUCAGAGGGAGUGUGGUAUUGUUAGAGCUCGCUGGCUUUCCUCAUGGGGCUUGGGCGGUACUUUAGUCACAGGCUUCCCUCAGAGCAGGUUGGCUGGCAGCAAUCUCAGUCAAAGCGGCUAAGGCCAAAUUUUGUGAUCAGUCAUGUGAGAAACGUAUUGUCUUAAUUUCAGUUUAGGCUGAAACCAUCAACUCUAGAGGUGACUUAGUCUAACUAAGACAGAGAGGAACGUGACAGUUGCCUUCAUUUUCAGUCCAGGAGCGCCUCCUACAGCUAUAUUACUAUGGAGCCGUUAGUAGAGAGGGACACACACCCGUAGACCAUGAAAGAGGUAAGAGAACGUUCUGUAUUGGAACUCGUCAUUGUCAUUAUCCAGAGAGGUGGCUUUAUGCAGGGAGGCUUUGGUGAGGACCAGCUAGCUGACUGAGCUCUGCAGACCUUGUCAGGCAGAGCUUUGGGCCUUUCUUCUUAACAGAAAUAUCAGUUCCCUAAAGCCUGGCUCUUUGGUACAGAUCAUGCUCCUGUCACUUUUCCUCACAGAUGAUAAGAGUUUUGCCAAGUCUUUCAGAUCAUUAGCACCUCCCAGCAAAUCCUGUGACUCUGCUUGCCGCCAGUUCACCAGUCUCAGAAUGCCUCUGACUGGAGAAUCCAAGAACUUUGUGCGUUCUACGUUCAGCAUUGUUCCACUCCCAAGCCUUUGUGCGCCGAGCUGUUUGCCAGCAUGGGGCAAGGAAUCCGCGGCUGUUGCUCCAUUAUAUUUCCCUUCUGUGGACUUCCUUUUCACCCCACUUCCUGUUGUUCCUUGCUCCACAUCAAAUAGCAAUGCGAAGGAAAGAGACACAGGAGAUGGACUCUUUGCUCAUCCCCCACUGGCGAGGCCUGUCUGCUUUGUUUUGACAUGAUUGGUUUCCAUCUCAGGCAUGCUUCCUAUCAAGUGCCUCAUUCAUAGAAGUGCCCUAAAGCCCUUCAGACCUCUGGCACCACCGUCCUGACGUACUGUCUAAUCCGCCCUUGUCGAAAACGGAAAGCUGUUCACUUCCCUCCAGUUGCAGCAGGUGACAGUGUCUGGGGAAAGGGAGCCUGACGGGACGACUGGAUCUAGUCCUGUUUCCUCCUGCUCUGUCUGGCUCUGAGACUCUGUACCCCAACUUCGUGUACUCUCUGCUUGAGUAUGCAGGCGAUUGGUUUUACAUAAAUCAUAUUUAUACCUUUUGUAUGCUACAGAAAUAAAAGAUAAUUUAUAUAAAAA
Messenger RNA from Ailuropoda melanoleuca (giant panda), 4013 nucleotides. RefSeq names its product TUB like protein 3 (gene TULP3). NCBI's taxonomy places the organism in Eukaryota, Metazoa, Chordata, Mammalia, Carnivora, Ursidae. Gene Ontology annotation, cellular component: cilium. Bases 147 to 1535 code for a protein of 462 amino acids. The transcript has 11 exons. The record is from RefSeq and is a predicted model, not a curated record. Gene Ontology annotation, biological process: protein localization to cilium.